GGCUCGAAGAUAAGUUAAACCAAAAAAAAAAAAUAAAAAAAAACCCCAAGAUUAUCUGUGUUUAUAAUUUUAUAAUUUAAAAAAAAAAAAAAAACAAUUAAAACUUAUUAAUUGAAGUGUAUGACAAUAUUUAUAGGUAUUAUAAACUUGAAUAAUUUUUUAUGUUAAUUUUUUUUUUAACUUUAAAUAUACUUUCUAAAUUUAAUAUUUAUUCUUAUAAAUUUUUGGGAUUUUUUUUUUUUCUAAAUGUGUAAUAACUAAGUGAUUUAUAUAUAAUAUUUAUUUUUUUUUUAACGAGUGUCAUUUAAGCUGUUGUUUAAAAAAUUGUUAUAUAUAUUUAUAAAUAAUCUAAAGUUAGUUUUUAAUAAUAAACAAUAAAAAUAAAAAAAGUGAAUAUUUGACAAAUACAAUUUCUAACCUCGAAUAAUAAUAAAAUUGGUGAAAAAAAAAUUAUUAUUGACUGCUGAAUGAUAUAUGCAAAUGGAAAAUUUAAUGUUUACCAUAACGAGGAACAUGUUGUGGCCAGAUUUCAGAGAAUGACCUCCUCCGAACAUUUUCUAUCAUAUGAUAAUUAAAUAAUAGGUAUAAACAGCAUUAUUCAAUAUUUGCUUAAAUAUUUAUUGAGUACACCAGGUUUAAAUUUAAAAUACUACAAUAAUACUUGGGUGGUUGGUGGUGGUGAUAAAUUUUUUUUAACAACCAUGGCGUAUAAUCCACGAGACAUGGAUGGUUUUAUGCCUUUAUUGUCAACAAGUGACAUCAAAACAAAAAUGACAAUUGGCAAUAAUCUAAUAAGUUAUCUUGGUAAUUCAGAUAAUAGUAUUGAAUGUCAAGACAUUGGAUUAUUUAUUGAUAAUGUCAUUCCAUGGCUGAGCAAUGGAAAUGCCAAGAUUGUUCAAAAUGGUCUUGAAAUAUUAACUCAAAUUGCUGAUAGAAUGGGAUCUGAUUUUAGACCUUAUAUAUCAACAAUUAUACAGCCAACAAUUGAUCGAUUAGGUGAUAGUAAAGAUGUGACACGUGAAAAAGCUCGUCUUGUUUUGCUUAAAAUAAUGGAAAGAGGUAGUAUGACACCUCAACAACUUUUAGAUCGACUUCAUCCAGUUUUUAAUCAUAAAAAUACAAAAUUACGAGAAGAAGCACUUAUAUUAUUAACAACAACACUUGAUGAACAUGGAGCAGAUGAAAUGGCACUUUCAGCUGUUAUUCCAAGUUUAGUUAAAGUAUUAUCCGAUCCAAAUGAAAAAGUACGUGAGACAGCUGUUAAUACGCUAGUCAAAAUAUACACACAUGUUGGAGAAAGAUUUAAAGCUGAUCUCCAACGUAAACACAACGUUCCUCAAGCCAAAUUACAACUACUGAUUGAACGAUUCGAACAGGUUAAAGCUGAUGGUGAUCUUCUUCCUUCAGCAAUGUCCAACGAUGUUGGACGAGAAUUCGACGAGCCAGAUCGAGUUCUUGUCGCAAAGUCAGUACCACUAAAGAGAACGAAAAGUGUACUUCAAAAAAAGAGUCAAUUUGGACCGAGUACCAAAGUCAUACCAUCAUCAAUGGGUCCAGCUGGUGCUGUUGAUGAGCUAACAUUUGAGGCGGCAUUCAAUGAUGUUGCAAUAGUAAAUAUAUUUUCUUCACGUGAUUUAGAAGAUCAGAUGAAAAUUAUUCGUGAAACAAUUGGUGAUGAUAAGAAAGAUUGGAACCAAAGAACUGAAAGUUUAAAAAAAUUGAGAGGAAUUAUAAAGACAGUUGGAACGAGUCAUGAAACAUUUAUGGAAUUACUUAAAACAAUUCAAAAUUCAAUGGACGGUGCGUGCACAGAUUUGCGAUCGCAAGUUGUUAAAGAAGCCUGUAUAACCCUCGCCUUUUUGAGUGAUCAAUUUAAAAACAAAUGUGCCAAUUUUAUUGAGGGCUUAUUAGCAUCAUUAAUAAAUCUCUUACAAAAUAGUGCCAAGGUUGUUGCAACAUCUGGAGCAGUUGCUUUGCGUAUAAUUUUUCAGAAUACUCAUAGUCCACGUUUUAUUCCUAUAAUUGCAACGUCAUUAUCAAGCAAAAGUAAAGAUAUACGUCGAGCAGCUUGUGAAUAUCUCAGUUUAAUUUUACAAAAUUGGUCAGUAAAUAUACUACAAAAACAUGUUAAAACACUUCAAGAAGGUAUCGGAAAAAGUAUUGCUGAUUCAGAUUCAGAAGCCAGAGUUUUUGCAAGAAAGGGAUACUGGACUUUUAAAGAGCAUUUUCCCGAGCAAGCAGAGGCUUUAUUAAAUUCAAUGGAUCCAUCAUGCAAACGAACUCUCAUGUCACAAAGUAAUAGUGGUAGUAUGAGUAGUUUGCCGACUUCAAAAAUUCCUGGAAUGCCUCUACGACCACCAGCAGCAAGACCAACAUCAAGUGCUGUUGUACGUGCAUCACCUGGUUUAAGAUCAAAUAGUGCAAUUGAUCUUUGUGCUGCCAGAAGAGCACAUUCAAGAAUGUUGUAUGCAAACAUAAGUCGUUCAAAAGCAACAACACCUCGUACAGCUAAACCACUUGAUACAGUACCUGUUAUGAGUCCUGAAAGAACACCAAGAACAAAAACCAAAGUAUCAGGUGUAUCACAAUCACAACCAAGUAGUAGAUCGUGUUCACCAUCAUCAAGACUCAGUUAUGCAACUUAUAAUCAUCGUGAAGGUGAUGGAUUCACUUCACGAACUCGACGACUAUCAAAUCAAGGUAUGCGAAGUACAGAUAAUAGCCGAGAACCAAGUCCCCAAAGAUUUUCAUUGGAUCGUAGUAUAACUGCCAAAAUAAGAGGAAGAAAUAUGUAUAUGUCACCAAAGCCACCAGUAAUGGCUCAAAGAAUGCUUCAACAAUCACGAGAAGCUGAAUCAGCUUUAGCUGAUGCACUUACUUUUGAUGGUACAGAUCAUCCACCAAGAACUCCAAGAGGAGCUAAAGGUGAUCACAGUGAUGACAGUGAAACCAGUAGUCUUUGCUCUGAAAGAAGUAUUGAUGCUCGACGACCCAGUGACGAUAUUAAAGAUAUAAUUGAGUGUUGUGGACGAAAACACUGGGGCGAUAGAAGAGAGGGUCUAAUUGAUCUUCAUCAUUUUCUUUCCAAUGGAAAUACCUUGACUGCUACGGAAUUGCGAAAAGUAACAGAUAUAUUUACAAAAAUGUUUAUGGAUUCACAAACAAAAGUAUUUAGUUUAUUUAUUGAUACUCUUAAUGAACUUAUUAUUACUCAUAAUGAAGAUUUAGUUGAUUGGCUGUACGUAUUGUGCACAAGAUUACUCAACAAACUUGGUGUUGAUUUACUUGGUUCAAUUCAAACAAAAAUCAACAAAACAUUAGAUAUUGUACGUGAUUAUUUUCAUGGUGAUCAAUUAUUACCAGUUGUAAUGCGUUUUAUAACUGAUCCAACACAAACACCAAAUUCUCGUGUUAAAGUUGCAACAUUAAAUUUUUUGACACACAUUACUGACGGUGCUGAUCCAUCAGCAUUAAAUUCAUCAUGUAAAACAGCACUUGUACGUCUUCUUGAAUGGACAAGUGAUGUUAAAUCACAAGAUGUACGUCGUCAUGCUCAUGAUUCUGUAAUUGCACUUUAUAAUUUAAAUCCACCACAAUUUCCAAUGAUUCUCAAUGAACUUCCAAAAUAUUAUCAAGAUAUUGCUAUGGUACUUUUACAAAAUCAUCUUCGAAAAUCAUCAUCAUCAUCAUCAAAUCCAGGCUCACCAAUUGGUAGUGGUAUUGGUGGUAGUGGUGGUAGUAGUAGUGGUGGUAUGACACCAAGAAGUCAUCAACCACUUUCACGUUUUCCACACAGAUCACAUGAUGAUAAUGAAGAUCAUCUUAAUCCAGAAGAAGUUUAUAAAUCAUUACGUAAAACAACAGCCGAAAUACAAAAUUAUGGAUUUGAAAGAAUGGAAGCAGCAACAUCAUCCAAAGAUUCUGGUAUAAGUAAUAUGGCUGAUAUUGAAGAAAGAAUUGAAAGUAUAACUGUAUGUAAUUCAGGUAGAUCAUCAUCAGUAUCAUCACCAACACAACGUGGAAGAUCUGUUGGUAAUGUUGUUGGUAAUGGAUCAAGUGAUACAAUUGCUGGAGAUUUAAUAUUACCUGAUCGUCGAAAUAAUGGAUUUGAUCCUCAUAGUACUGAUAAUUGUCCAACAGGACCUGAAUUUUUUGAAAGAACACUAACAUUUUUACAAUCAGAUAAUGAUGCUGCAGCAAAAAGUGCAACAUUACAAGAAUUUCAAGUAUAUAUUAAAAAUGGUGAUGGUGCACAAUUCGUUAAAGUACAAUUUAAAAAAUUAUUAAAAACAAUGCUUGAUUUAUUAACAUCAGAUGAUAAAAUAUUAGAAAUUGAAGUAUUAAGAACAAUUAUUGAAAUGUUAAAAUGUAGUGAGCUUGUUGAGUGUUUUCAAAAUUAUGCUGAAUUAUUAGUAUUAAAAGUAUUAAAUGAACAUAAACCAGAUGCAUAUGAUCCAAGUAGUGGUAGUCCAAGACGUGGUCAUGGUACACCUGGACAUUCAACAAAACCACUACAAUUAUUAAAAGCUGCUGAAGAUUGUGCAGCAAUGAUAGCAACAGUUUUACCAGCUGGACAAGUUAUACAUUUAGCAUUAACAACAAUUAGAACUGAACCAUUUCCAAAAAAUGUUGCAGCAAUUAAAAUGAUACAAAAUGUUGUUGAACACUGUGGCAAAGAUUUUCUUCAGCCACAUUUAGAUGACACAAUGGCUACUUUAUUACUUGCAUAUGACAAUAAUGAGAGUGUUGUCCGUAAAGCAGCAGUAUUUUGUAUGGUUGCAAUUCAUGCAGCUAUUGGUAAUGAAGCCUUUGAACCAUAUAAACAACAUUUAUACGGUGGUAAAUUAAAAUUAUUAAAUAUUUACAUACAAAAAGCACAAGAAGCAGGAAGCAGUGUUUCUUCAAGUCCUCGCAGUAAUCACUCUUAAAAAAUAUAAUUAUAACAGUAUAAAUUAGGAACUGUUAAAUAACAGUCAAAAAGAUAUAUAAUAUAUAUAUGCGUUUUUGUUCGCAUAUUAAAGCACAACACAUUCACAAUAAUCAAUUGCUGUUGGUGUUAAAAUUCCAUCAAAUUAUGCGCUAUUAUAAACAAAAACUAAUCAAAAAUAAUAUUGAUAAUUGAUAUUUAAUUUUUUUUUUUUUUUUUUUUAAUAAACAAUAAUUAUAAUAAUGUAUUUAAAAAACAAAACGGAGAAAGCAAUGAAUGCAUACAUGAUUUGAAAAACUAAGAAUAUUAUUAUCAUUAUUAUUAAUAAUUAUUAAUAUAAUAUAAUAUUAUUAUGUAUGAUGGAAAUACGGGAGUGUACAUACAACAUAGUUUUUUAUCAGAGUCAAUGGCGUGCUGCUUCCCGAUAAAUGGCCGUCGGAUUAAUUAAUUAUUUUAUUUUUCUUUUAUUCAUUUUUUUUCCUUUUUUGUAAUAUCUUAUAAACAAAUUGAUAACAAUAAAGAUAUUAUUUACACUUUUUUUUUCUUUUUUUUUUGCUAAUAAUAAUAAUGAUAAUAAUAAUUACAAAAAUAAAAAGUGACUUGAAUAAAAUGAUUCAUAGUGCCAUUGCUGGGAAAGCAAGUCUUUUUGUUUUUUUUUUUCUAAAAAAUAUUUCAGGAGCUGUUUUUUGUGAAAAUUGACUAAUGGGAAUAUUUUUACAUGAACACAUUGGUGUAUUUAUAUUUGUAUUAAUACCGAUUUUAAAAUAAAAGUCAAAAAUAAAAAAAUAAAUAAAUAAAAAAGUAUUCAUUUUUAUCAAUAAGUAAUACUUUAAAAUGAAAAAAAAGUAAAUAAAUUAUUAUUAUCCCAGUCAAUUAUUGGUUUUUAUUAUAUUUUUUUUUUUUUCUUUUUAAUUGAUUCGAGUGAUAAUUGCCUUAUUCCUAUACUGACUACGUAUCACAUCAGUUUAAAAAAAAAAAAAAUAUUUUAUAUGAAAAGAACGCGAGUUGAUUUUGUAAUAUGACGUGUUCUUUUCUUUGUUUUUAUAAGCAAUAGAGGGUGUGUUUUUUUCGAAAAAAGAUAAAUGAAAUUUAACUGUUAAUAAAUUUUUAGAAAUAGAUAAUAAUAAUAAUACGUAAGCGUAAACUGUCUGUAAAUUGCUAUCAAUAUUUCAUUAAUAAUAAUCAAUAUCAAUCAAUUUA
This is a messenger RNA of Aphidius gifuensis, 6127 nucleotides long. RefSeq names its product CLIP-associating protein 1-like (gene chb). The record is from RefSeq and is a predicted model, not a curated record. Lineage: Eukaryota; Metazoa; Arthropoda; Insecta; Hymenoptera; Braconidae. Gene Ontology annotation, molecular function: microtubule binding. Gene Ontology annotation, cellular component: mitotic spindle; cytoplasmic microtubule; spindle microtubule. Bases 702 to 4928 code for a protein of 1408 amino acids. The transcript is spliced from 12 exons. Gene Ontology annotation, biological process: mitotic spindle assembly.